Molecule: messenger RNA, 1648 nt
Organism: Onychostoma macrolepis
Lineage: Eukaryota; Metazoa; Chordata; Actinopteri; Cypriniformes; Cyprinidae
Gene: sfxn5b
Product: sideroflexin 5b
Exons: 14
Coding region: 158-1135 (325 amino acids)
Biological process (GO): citrate transport; mitochondrial transmembrane transport; monoatomic ion transport
Cellular component (GO): mitochondrial inner membrane
Molecular function (GO): monoatomic ion transmembrane transporter activity; citrate transmembrane transporter activity
Source: RefSeq, a predicted model, not a curated record
CGCGCUGUCUGCUUUGUCUUGAGUUCAACAGGAAACUACACUUCCCAUGAACCCCUGCGAGCUAUUGCUUCACUAGUUUCGUACCCGAGUUGACUCUUCUUACAAAUUCCGUCUCAUGGACCUUUUUAUUAUUUAACAUCACUCCAGCGCUGCUGAGAUGGCGGAAUCUGCGUCUUGUCCGGUGUUUCAGCUGGGAAAACCGCGUUACGAGCAGAGCACAUUUCUUGGCAGGUUGAGACAUUUCACUGAUAUCAUCGACCCCUCCACUUUGUUUGUGACGGAGAGUCGUUUAAAAGAAUGUAUCAAACUCCUGGAUGAUUUCAAGCAAGGGAAUCUUCCUCCAGGAAUUACAGAUCACCAGCUCUGGGAGGCUCAGAAGGUGAAGCAGGCCAUCAUUCACCCCGAUACCGGUGAAAAAAUCUUCAUGCCUUUCCGCAUGUCAGGCUAUGUGCCGUUUGGAACGCCAAUCGUUGUUGGUCUUCUCCUUCCAAACCAGACUUUGGCCUCUACUGUGUUCUGGCAGUGGCUCAACCAGAGUCACAACGCUUGUGUGAACUACGCCAACCGCAAUGCCACAAAGCCAACACCAACCUCAAAGUUUAUUCAGGGAUAUGUGGGAGCCGUCACCAGCGCUGUUUCUAUUGCAGUGGGACUGAAUGUACUUAUCGAGAAAUCCAGCAAAUUUAACCCUGCCACCAGACUGUUCAUACAGAGGUUUAUCCCUUUCCCUGCUGUAGCCAGUGCGAACAUCUGUAACGUGGCUCUGAUGAGACACAAUGAGCUGUCUGAGGGAAUAGAUGUGUUAGACAGCAACGGGAAUGUAGUGGGAUCCUCACGGAUAGCUGCCAAACAUGCCCUGAUAGAAACAGCACUAACGCGAGUAGCCCUACCACUGCCAAUCUUUGUCCUUCCACCAAUCAUAAUGGCUUUCUUGGAAAAGCUUCCACUGAUGCAGGCCCAUCGCAGGAUGAUGCUGCCUGUGCACAGUUUAGUAUGUCUGGCAGUCUUUGGUCUGUCCUUGCCGCUGGCUAUCAGUCUCUUCCCACAGAUGUCAGAGAUCGAGGCAUCUCACCUUGAGCCGGAAAUUGCCAUGGCAACAGAUUGCAAGGUGCUGACUUACAACAAGGGACUGUGAUGAAAGACAGAGAAGUUUAAUCAGCCGUCUAAGAUUGCCAAGGACGUGUAGCAUAACAGGUGCAAAUAGUAUUGAGGAAAAUGCAUUCUGAGCAAUAGUAACCAGCUAACUCUUUCCUUAACUGCUGAGCCAUUUAUCAGUUUUAUAGAAACUGUUGAUAAAGUAAUAAUUACAGUAUUUACCAUUUUACUGACAACUAUGACAGGGAAACAAGGCCUUAUAUUAUAUAAUUUUAUAUAUUAACGUUGAUCAAACAAAUUAUAAAUAAUAAGAGUAGUUAGGUGCAGCUUUAAAUUUUAAAUUGUUCUAUUAUAUGGUCAGUGAAUGCACUUUAAUGAAAAUGUAAUUGCAAUUAACUGUUUAUUUGCAUGUCACACUUAAUAUUUUCAAAAUCCCUGAAAAAAGUUUAUUUCUUGUUUUUAUGUGUACUUGUACAGAGUUUUAGUUCUUAAGUAUUAACAUUUUAAAACUAUUUAUAUUGCAAUAUUGACACAAAUAUAUGUUUGAAAAUUG